AUGCCUCGCGCCGAGGCCGGAUCAACCAAAGCGAUCGGCAACAGAAUAAAAAGCAAAGGCCUUGGCCGAUUGCGAUGGUACUGUCAGCCAUGCGAGAAACAAUGUCGGGAUGAGAACGGAUUCAAAUGUCACACCCAAACAGAAGCCCAUGUCCGACAGAUGAUGCUCAUUGGGGAAGACCCGAAGAAACACAUCCGAGAAUACAGUCGCGAAUUCGAGCGCACGUUCAUCGAGACCUUGAGAACCACACACGGAACUAAAUCUAUCAACGUCAAUCAUUUCUAUAAUCAAAUUGUGGCCGAUAAGCAGCACGUUCACAUGAACAGCACAGAAUGGAAGAGUUUAUCCCAGUUCGCGGCCUAUCUAGGCAGGGAAGGAAAAUGCCGAGUCGAGGACACCGAGAAGGGUUUAUUCAUUGCCUGGAUUGAUAACAGUCCGGACACACUUCGCCGCCGGGAAGCUAUCUUGAAGAAAGAGCGCCAGGAGAAAGGAGACGAGGAACGCGAGCAGCGCAUGAUCCAGGACCAGAUUAAGCGGGCUCAGAGUGCGGCGGCGGCCAACGCUGCAGCUGGUGCAGAAGAGGACCCCGAGGCAAAAAUGUUACAGAGGAAGGAGGGAGAGAAAUUGAAGCUGAAUAUUGGACUUGGAGCAAAGAAGCCGGAUACAAAGUCCGCCUCGCCUCCUACAACAACGGAAUCACCCGAGGCAAGUGCACCCACAGAAGACACUGGUGCUCCGGCUCCGUCUGCACCUCCUGCACCGGUCAAGGUUUCGAUGUCGAUGGGUGCGCAGAAACCGAAGAACGUGUUUGCUGCGGCUAAGAAGAACCCUCUGGCUGCGAAGAAGGCCUCUGUAUUCACGCCACCCAAGAAGAUGACUGAGCAGGAGAGGAUUAUGAAGGCUGAGAUGGAGGCUAUGGAGAGGAAGCGGUCGCGUCCGGACUCUGGGUUUGCAAACAAGAGAGCGAAGGUUACUUAG
Penicillium bovifimosum is the source of this 978-nucleotide messenger RNA. RefSeq names its product putative C2H2 finger domain protein (Kin17). Gene Ontology annotation, molecular function: double-stranded DNA binding. Gene Ontology annotation, biological process: DNA replication; DNA damage response. The transcript has 4 exons. Gene Ontology annotation, cellular component: nucleus. NCBI's taxonomy places the organism in Eukaryota, Fungi, Ascomycota, Eurotiomycetes, Eurotiales, Aspergillaceae. The record is from RefSeq and is a predicted model, not a curated record. Bases 1 to 978 code for a protein of 325 amino acids.